Protomyces lactucae-debilis is the source of this 1452-nucleotide messenger RNA. Its product is annotated as Brf1-like TBP-binding domain-containing protein. The transcript has 2 exons. The coding region runs from base 1 to 1452 and encodes 483 amino acids. Gene Ontology annotation, biological process: DNA-templated transcription initiation; transcription by RNA polymerase III; transcription preinitiation complex assembly. Gene Ontology annotation, cellular component: nucleus; transcription preinitiation complex; transcription factor TFIIIB complex. Gene Ontology annotation, molecular function: TBP-class protein binding; RNA polymerase III general transcription initiation factor activity; RNA polymerase III type 3 promoter sequence-specific DNA binding. The record is from RefSeq and is a predicted model, not a curated record. Lineage: Eukaryota; Fungi; Ascomycota; Taphrinomycetes; Taphrinales; Protomycetaceae.
AUGGCAGUCUGUCCCAACUGCGGCUCUGGCCAGACAGAGUCCAAUGCUUCCAGCGGCGCAACUUACUGCACUUCAUGCGGUACCGUCAUCGAAGAAAACACAAUCGUCUCUGAAAUCACCUUUGGCGAGUCUUCCUCAGGUGCCGCGAUCGUGCAAGGCGCCUUUAUCGGCGACGGCGCAACAGGAGCGCGCAUAUCAGGUCCUUUCCGGAAUCAGUCAAGUGAGAAUUCACGAGAUCAGACGAUGCGCAAGGGCAGACAGCGCAUCAACGCGUUGGCCAAUGCCAUGCGUCUUUCUGAGCGUCUCGCAGAGAAGGGUGUGCGCUUCUUCCAGCUAGCCGUGAACAAUGGCUUCAUUCAAGGACGACGCUCUCAGUACGUGGUCGCUUCAUGUCUCUAUAUCACAUGCCGUAUGGAAAAGACAUCGCACAUGCUCAUCGACUUUUCAGAUGUCCUCAACAUCAACGUCUUUGUCCUUGGCUCCACCUUUCUCAAGUUUGUAAAGGUACUGCACCUCAGCAUCCCGCUGGUAGAUCCAUCACUCUACAUCACAAGAUUCGCAGGCAUGCUCGAGUUUGGUGAUGACACCCAGAAGGUGGCGCACGACGCCACUCGACUUGUUGCGCGUAUGAAGCGCGACUGGCUCGACUGUGGACGUCGGCCAGCCGGUGUCUGUGGUGCAGCGCUUGCUAUUGCUGCGCGUAUGAAUGAUUAUCGACGCACCAUGGCGGAAAUCGUGUAUGUCGUCAAAGUCGCUGAAGAGACGGUCCAGUCGCGACUGCAGGAAUUCAGUAUGACACCUUCCGGCGAGCUUUCUGUGGAUGACUUUCGCAGUGUUUGGCUUGAACGUGAGGAGAUGCCACCGUCUUUUGGACCAACAAAGAAGACUGGAAAGGGCAAGAGCAAGCGCCAGCGAGCUGCGGGAGCACAGGCCGAUGUGUUGCCUAUCGACCCUACAGCACCAGAUCCAGUGACGGGAGAUCCUUCUGAGAUUCCAAACGAUGCUGUGUCGCUUGAGAUUGCCAAGGAGAUGGAAGGUGUCUUACAAGACUCGCAAACCAAAGAGCUUGAAGGGGAGCUGGCUGCAAAAAAGCGUUCUGAGCGAGAAGCCUCUCGGCUUGCCAAUCCUGAGGGCUCCAAUCUAUCAGACGUUGACGACGAUGAGAUUGAUGGAGUCUUGUUGGAUGAAGAGUCGAUCAAAAUCAAGACUCAAGUCUGGAUGGAGCUCAACAAGGACUAUCUUGCUGCGCAGGAGCAGAAGAAGCUCAAGGCUGAUACGGAUCGUAAACAAGGAAUUCGUGCACCAAGCAAGAAGAAGCGUCGCAUGAAGCCACGAGACUCGUCGGCGCCCAAUCUGCCAGAGAGCCCUGCUGAAUCUGCGAGACAGCUUGUUGAGGAACGAAAACUUUCAAAGAAGAUCAACUACGAAGCCCUAGAUGCGCUAUUUGCGUAG